UAUAAAUUUUUUGAAGAUAUUGCAAAAAGAAAAUCGUGACUGAAAAUAUGUCUACAGUAAGAGAAAGACCAGAACCUUUAUCAGGAAAGGACGAAGGGUAUGAAGUAGUGUAAAUAAUGUUGUUUAUAUGUUUGUACUUUGGACUGAGUUAUCGUCCCUUGUUAUUAAAAUAACUCACUUGCAAAAAUUUUGAUCAUACGUGCAAGAGCUUGAUUAUAUUCUCGGGCCUCCUAUAAUAAUGUGUCUCAUAAUUUUUAUAUUUACCUUUUCCUUCUGAACUUAGUACAUAUCCCGGCUUCCUAAACUAAACAGAGAAAUUAAAUCAUAGAAUUAUUCCAGAUCACUCGGGAAGGGGUUACUUUCUUAAUCUCUGGAUGGGUGGGUGAUGCAGCAAUGAUUCGCCUGUUAAUACCUAGAUUAGGCUAAGUCUACAAGUAGAACUCAAGAGAAUUAAUUUUACUACCCUUCACUUUACUACAACUUCUCUCAGGCCACUCAAGAGUUUAUUUACAAAAGUUUAAGGACCAGUUAUAUUAAUCAAUUAACCAGUUUAGUAAGGAGUGUGUGUCUUUUGUUUAACUCUGUCAAACUCAUGUUCAUUCUUUGUAUUUUUGUGAUAAUUGAAUAUUUCUUUUUUAUUUUGUUUUAUUUUUUAGAUCAUUUGCCUAUCUUACAAUAAGAGAUAGACUACCAGUGAUUCUGACCAAAGUCAUUGACUUAGUUCACAGACAAGCAUCAGCAUUGUCAGAGUCCAAUCAACAGGUAGGCUAGGUAAUAAAAAUCUGACACCAGCAAAUCUAGAAGAACAAAGCAGGAUGAACUAGCCAAGGCUUGAUCAUAGACCUCAAGAUUUGGAGUCUUAAAGAUCCUAACCACUUUAAUUCCCCAUAUAAGUGACCAACUCCUUGGUUUUCAAUGAUAAAGUUGAGAUAGAACAAAACGAUGAAUGGCAUUGUGCCUCAAGAUAUGGCAUGAAGCAGCCUGUUUGCUUUUCUAUAUAAUUUUUACCUUGAUUGAGACUUCCUUUUCAUUCCCUUUAUGAGAUAUUUCUUUUUCAGACUGGUGUGUAAUACAGGUAAACAGGAGCCCAUCAACUGGAGCCUCUAUCUCCACUGAGUCAACCCUAUCCUAAAAAGGUUUACUUUUAGAACAGCUUUAUCCCGCAAAAAGUAUCAUAUUUCUAUUGAAUGAAAUGCAAAUUGUAAGAACUGAUUUCACUACCCAAUUCAUGUAAGCAGAUGUUUAAUGUAAAGCAAUAGGGUGGUCAUAGCACUACUUUAAUUGGGCCUUAGAACUCAAAAUUUCCCCUGAUAGCCUUUCUAUUCACUGAUUGACUCUGGAGAAGGCUUACUUUAAGCUUUAGUAUAAGAGAUAGAGGCUCCUAUUGUUGGGCUUCUGACCAAAACUAGUAAUAUCUUAUGAAAAGAAAAAAAAGCAUUCACAGUAAUAUUUUAAUAAAGUAUGAAUAGUUAGAUAUUGAAAAUGUUUUGUUAUUUUAAUAGGAAAAGGUGGAGGAUAGUAAAGGAGUGAUAGCAAAGCUCUCUAAAUUAAGAUAUGAGAUGAAAACUAAUAAGCCACUAAUGCAGAUGGAAGAUGAUCGGCCAGAUGUGCAAAUUUGGAACAACACCAUUAAGGAGAGUAAAUCACUGGUUGAUCAAGACAAAAUUGCCUCCUUUACUGGAGCAUGGUUGAUUGUUGAAUGUUACAUGUAUCGCAAGAUCUAUGAAGCUUUUGCUCUGAGGUAAGAGAAAUUUGCUAAAGGUUUAAGAAACAUCUCUUAUUGACCAGUCAUAAUUUAUUUCCUGUGGUGGGGUGGGGAGGUUUUUGAGGCACUUAGCUUUCAGGGAGAAAGGAGAGGGUGUCAGUUUCACCAACAAAGUGCAAGGCAGGGCUAUAGAAAAAUCUGUAAUAACAAAAGUGUCUGAGAGAAAGAUUUAUUUGUUGGCAAUAAUACUAGCAUUUAUCGACUCAUCUUUUUAAAAGAAAAAGACACCAUAACUCACAAUACCUGCCCAAAAACACUCACUUGCAGCACACUUACUAUUUGUUUUGUAUAAUAUUUGAAUGUAGUACUGUUAUUAUUAUUAUUAUUAUUAUUAUUAUUAUUAUUUUAUUUUAUAGCCAGCACCACCAGGACUUUGAUCCCUUUCAAGAACAAAAAGAAGAAUCAUUUAAAGGACAUCAGAACUCAGCAAUUUCCCUGGCUCAGUUCCUUGAUCACUCCCUACAUGAUUCUGGUGUUGAUGAUAAUGAGAAAAGAAAAGUGAAAAAUGCAUUUGACACUCUCCUUCAGGUGAGGGCUAAAGAUAUACCUGUCCAUGAGAAUUAGACCAGUAAAAUAAUUUCAUCCUAUAGAUGAAUUUUCAAGAAUCAAAAGCAAUUUUAUUUUAGGUGGUAAAAAGUGGUACAUAGGCAAUAAAAUUGACCCAUUUCUGUCUGAAAAGGAGAACAAUACUCCCCAUGCACAAAGUUUUCUUACAGGUCACUUAUAAGUGUAAUUAUGCUGAUGUCAGUGCAGGAAUUUCUAUCUUUUUUUUUUUUCACAGUUCUGUUUGUGGGGAAACCGUUGUGACCUUUCUAUCUCUAGUGGUGAGAUCACAGAGGAGGAAGGAGCAGGUCAGACAGAUCAUCUUCAGCGCAUGAAAGAAAAUAUAAUUGUUGACAAUUCUCAAGAUGUCUGGAACACAAUUUGUAGCAGUGAAAACCCCAGGAUUGAUUUUGUCCUAGACAACUCAGGCUUUGAACUUUUUACAGACCUGUGCUUUGCAGAGUUUUUGCUGCAAGUAAAUUUAGCCAAGGAGAUUCAUCUUCAUACAAAGCAAAUUCCCUGGUUUGUUUCUGAUGCUAGCAACAAAGAUGUCCUGUGGAUGACAGAACAAAUGAAAGGUUCUUCAAACAAGUGCUUAUCUGAACUUGGAGAUCGCUGGAUUCAGCGCUUCCGAGAAGGAACUUUCAUUCUUCAAAGCCAUCCAUUUUGGACACUGGCGCAAGAUUUUAGUGAAAUGAAAAGCAUUGCCCCUGAGUUGUACAGAGAGCUGUCAAAGGCAAAGAUUGUAUUUUUCAAGGGUGACCUGAAUUAUCGCAAGUUGGUUGGUGAUCGUAAAUGGAAUCAUACAACUCCUUUUACACAUGCCCUCUGGGGAUUUUUGCCAGCACCUCUGUGUUCGUUAAGAACCCUGAAGGCUGAUGUCCAAGUUGGAUUAUCACCAGGUCAAGAUGACAAACUGGAGGCUAUUAAUAAAGACUGGAUGACAUCAGGGAGCUAUGCUGUUAUUCAGUAUGCUCAAUGCUUAGACUGAUGGCUCUCAGUAAUUAAAAGGAAAGAGAUACAACAAUUGAAAUUUCACUGGGUAAACAUCAAAAUUUUUACUGUGACAAUAAGCAACUGAUGGCUUAAAAAAAUGUGGGUCAUAGGAACUUAAACUUAAGUUGAAUAUCUUGUAGUAAUAACCUGUGAAGUCACAUUAAUUUGUGUUCUUAUUAAAUAUUUGCCACCAUGUGGUAAGAUUUCAGAGAAAGAACUUUCAAUUGGUAACAGUCAGUUAUUUACCAUCAGUAUUGCCUUUCAUUAUGAAUUAUUUAAAAAAAAGCGGUUUUAAGUGUGUUUUUUUGUUUACAACUUGAAAUAAUAUUCAUCACCCACAUAAGGGGGAGCUUCUGCCGUAAUGUGAUGUUCAAUUACAGAUGCCAAUUCCUCUGAAGUCUGCUAUUUAACAACAAACUUCAGAAGAGCAAAACAUCAAAUUGAAUGCAGUGGUGAAUACUGUUCAUUUGGCCAGCAGCUUUUAAUCAAGGGCUCUCACCUGUUUUUUUGGUUUUUUUUCCAAUUGAUAUCUAAGGAUUGUGUUACUUUAUUCUAUCUUUAGUUAUUUCCACUGUAAACUUUGCUAAUUAAAAUAAAUUAUUCUCUAUAAGACUUCUAGUCAAUAAGCAAUUUCAAGUUUUAUUUUUUUUAGUCCUAUUAUUACAAACUUAACUAAUAAUUAAGUCACUAUAUUUAAGAUUUACUUUAUUUAUUCUAUACUUCAUCUCUUUGAAAACCUUGUUAUGCCUUUCACUAUUUCUACAAUAUAAAGUGAAUGAUUUUGGAACAUGUUGCUUCUUUCAUGAGAGGAAAUGCUGAUGGAUUACAUUCAUAAGUUGAAAUGAUGACAUGUUAUUAGUUUACAUCAUUACAUCAAGCCUUACUUUAAAUGAAAUUGCUACUGGGAUUUUAAAUUAUUUUUUGUAGGUUUAUGUAUUUAUUUGUGG
Molecule: messenger RNA, 4251 nt
Organism: Pocillopora meandrina
Lineage: Eukaryota; Metazoa; Cnidaria; Anthozoa; Scleractinia; Pocilloporidae
Source: the annotation of a GenBank genome assembly